AUGGUGUCGGUCAGAAGAAGAAAGAGUAACCACAGUGGAACCUCCAAAGUGUCCGUAAGGGUGAAAGACAAGCAGAGGCGGCACAUCGCCACCAACAAAGUUUUGAGAGCUCAUUGGGACAGUAAGUUGACCCUGUCCCAGAACUACGCCAAGUUGGGACUUCGGCUGAAGUUAGGUAAACCCACCGGUGGUGUGGAGAAACCACUGGCCAUAGAUAAAGGCCUGGAUGGGAAAAAGCACGAUAAAUCUCAGAGAGAGGACGAAAACAUUGACGAUUUUUACAACUCCGAAGGGGAGAUUGAUCCAGCCAAGAUCCCGGAGGGAAGAGCUCACAUUGUUCGUGACGAAAGCGGAGAGGUAGUCAAGAUUGUGUACGGUACCAAAGUCAGCGGAAUGUUUGAACAGGGUCCAUCUGAGAAAGAGGAGCCAGCACAGGAAUCGGUGGUAAUAAACGAACUCAUGGAAAAAGCACAGUCCAGGCCUGAAAAGCCACCCAAAAGACUGACAGAGUUGGAGGAAAUCUGGGUGGAUGGUUUGCAAAAGAAAUACGGUAACGACUAUGAAAGAAUGAAAUGGGAUCGCAAACUGAACCCCAUGAUGCUAACGCCCCGCAAGUUGGAGAAACUGUUUGAAAGGAAAUUGCAGGUCGAAGAUUACGACAGAAGACAUACAGCAUGA
Messenger RNA from Komagataella phaffii GS115, 678 nucleotides. RefSeq lists its product as uncharacterized. Gene Ontology annotation, cellular component: nucleolus. The transcript has a single exon. NCBI's taxonomy places the organism in Eukaryota, Fungi, Ascomycota, Pichiomycetes, Pichiales, Pichiaceae. Bases 1 to 678 code for a protein of 225 amino acids. The record is from RefSeq and is a predicted model, not a curated record. Gene Ontology annotation, biological process: ribosomal large subunit biogenesis.